AUGAAGCUGUGGACGAUGCGAUGGUACCAGUUUCGUUCGUUCCAUGCCUUUGUUUCCACUUGCCGCGCUCAGGCUAGUAUCUGCAAGGAAGUCAGCUACUGUUGGCUUCCUACCCUGUUGAUACUUCACGAGCUCAAGGGCGAGAUGCCAGACUUGGCCCAUUACAUCAACUUCCAGAUUGGUGAAUCUCCUGAUGAACCUGAACGUAUGAUGUACCGCCAGUUUGACAGAAUCGUUGGAGGUAUCCUGCAUACUUUGAACAGGGACAACCAAUCCUCCUUGCAGAGGGUUCAUUCUUUCCUCUUCAAUCUUUGGAUUAGCUCCAGCUUGCAGAAGGCUGACCACUGUAAGCUGCACCGAGAGCCGGCACAGGGAAGCGGAUGCGGACAACGCUCACGCUGCCGCGCGCGCCGGGGAACCUACACCUACACGUUCCUUCCCAUUAUACAACAAGAAUACCUACAUCUUCCCGAUACAAGCCAUAUGAAAUCCUGGAGUUGGAUAGAGAAUUCGAAAGGAGGUCGGACACGGAUGAAGGUUACGACGUCCCGAAGUCAAAGAGUCACCAACUAG
Messenger RNA from Penicillium roqueforti, 573 nucleotides. RefSeq lists its product as uncharacterized. The coding region runs from base 1 to 573 and encodes 190 amino acids. Lineage: Eukaryota; Fungi; Ascomycota; Eurotiomycetes; Eurotiales; Aspergillaceae. The transcript has 3 exons. The record is from RefSeq and is a predicted model, not a curated record.